AUGAAGCCUUUCAGAGUGAGAAUGACCGACGAGAUGAUAAAGACCUAUGGAAUGGAUAAAUAAAUGGAUAGAAUGUUUGUGGAACCAGAGUAUAUAGAAAGUGUGGACUUUUCAGUAUUCCACUCAGAUGAUUAUGUGGAUGUACUCAAGAAUCUCACUCUUGAAAACAAAGAUCUCUAUGCUGACUAAAUUAAUAGAUUUAACUUCGGAGAGGACUGUCCUAUCUUUGAUGGAAUGUUCGAUUAUUGCUAGAUCUAUACAGCUGGUAGUUUGAGAGGAGCCACAUGGCUGGCUUAAGGAUUAUCAGACAUUGCCAUCAACUGGUCUGGUGGACUUCAUCAUGCUAAAAAGAUGGAAGCCUCAGGAUUUUGCUAUGUAAAUGACUGUGUGAUGGGGAUUCUCGAGCUAUUGAAAACUUAUGAGAGAGUUCUCUAUAUAGAUAUUGAUUGCCAUCACGGAGAUGGAGUUGAGGAAGCUUUCUUUACAACAAAUAGAGUUAUGACUGCUUCAUUUCAUAAGUUUGGAGACUAUUUCCCAGGAACAGGUGCUAUUGAUGACAUUGGAGCUGGUCCUGGAAAGUAUUACUCAGUAAAUUUUCCAUUGAGUGAGGGUGUUGAUGAUUUUACCUUUGAGUAAGCUUUCAAGCCUGUAAUGAAGGAAAUCAUGAAUAGAUUCAAGCCUGAUUCAAUUGUGCUUCAAUGUGGCACAGACUCACUCUCUGGAGAUAGACUAGGCCUCUUUAAUCUCUCAGUAAAAGGGCAUGCUGAUUGUGUUAAGUAUAUGAGAACCUUUGGAGUACCGAUACUAUUGAUCGGAGGGGGAGGAUAUUCCCUGAGGAAUGUAGCAAGAUGCUGGACUUUUGAAACCUCAGUUGCUUUAGGCAUUGAAAUAGAAAAUGAGAUACCCCCUCAUGAAUACUCACCCUAUUUUGGACCUGAUUAUAGGAUACACCUACCAGUUAGCAACAUGGAAAAUAAUAAUUCUCGGGAAUAAGUAGAAAGGACUACUCAGCAGAUCCUAUAAAACCUUAAGAAUAUCACUGCAGUGAAUGUUGAUCAUUCAAACUAUCGAAACUAGGGAGCCUAUCCGAUUAAUCAUCUUGCUUACGACGAUAAAGAAAAUAAGUAAGCUAUGGAAGAUAAGAAUAAAGAUGUUACAAUGGAUCAAGAAUGA
Molecule: messenger RNA, 1173 nt
Organism: Stylonychia lemnae
Lineage: Eukaryota; Ciliophora; Spirotrichea; Sporadotrichida; Oxytrichidae
Source: the annotation of a GenBank genome assembly